AUGAACAAACGUUCAAAGUUUCCAAGAAGUUGUAUUCAAUCACAGCGAAUGGCGAAUAACCAUUUACCUGCUGUUGACAUUUUCGACGCUAUGAGUAGUAUUCAGAAAAAUCAAACACAAUUUUUUUUAGGUGAAUAUUUCGGUUUACACAAGAAAUUGCGAUUGAAUCCAAAUGGAUCAUUUGUUGAACGUGUCUACAAAGUGAUAUUUGUCGGUGAUUCCGGUGUUGGUAAAUCUAGUAUUAUACGGAAAUUUGUCUCGGGUGUAUUCGACUUAAAUCUUCCACUAACUGUGGCAAUUGAUUUUCAUGUAAAAUUUAUGCAUUGUGAUGGAACAAAUUUAUACCUACAGCUAUGGGAUACAGCUGGGCAGGAGAAAUUUCGAAGUAUUACCCGCCAAUAUUAUCGUAAAUCAGAUGGUGUAAUCAUUGUUUUUGAUGCAACUAAUGAAGCAAGCUUUUUAGCUGUUCGAUCAUGGCUUCAAUCUGUCACUGAGGAAACGGAUGAAAAUACAGUGAUUUUAAUUUUGGAGAAUAAAUCUGAUCUCCUUAAACAAAAUGAUUCAAAACGUUGUGUACCAAAAGCUGCAGUUGACAAAAUUGUUCAGGCAUAUAAGACGAUGUGUUUUGAAGUCAGUGCGAAAACUGGGGAAAAUAUUGAAGAGGCAUUCACAGUAUUGGCAAGAAAACUUAAAGAAAAAGAAGUUUAUGAACUUCAUACACUUCACAAUUUGAAAAAGGAAGAAAUUACAAGAAAGAAUACAUGUUGUCGAUGA
This is a messenger RNA of Heterobilharzia americana, 774 nucleotides long. The record is from the annotation of a GenBank genome assembly. NCBI's taxonomy places the organism in Eukaryota, Metazoa, Platyhelminthes, Trematoda, Strigeidida, Schistosomatidae.